Molecule: messenger RNA, 396 nt
Organism: Parnassius apollo (apollo)
Lineage: Eukaryota; Metazoa; Arthropoda; Insecta; Lepidoptera; Papilionidae
Source: the annotation of a GenBank genome assembly
AUGGUAAUACCAAAAUCACAUGAGGCUAGAGAUGACAUUCAAUUCACAUCAAUUCAUCAUGUAGAUAUCUGGCCAGUAGAGUGUGAUAUAGAAAAUGAUUGUAAUGAUGACAUUUUUAGCCUUGAAUCUGUUAAAGUUGAGGAAGAGAAUUUCGAAUAUGAGAAUUACAAAUUUGAAGUAAAUGGGAAUCAUGAGAAAGAUACUGCUGGAAAACAAGAAGACUUGGAGAUUGAUGCGUUUGAAGAUCGACAUGAGGAUCCGGAGAACGACUUGCCACUAAUUUCAUUAGGUUCAAAGAGUAAAACAGAUGACGUUAACAUAGAACGGCCCUACAUACAAACAAAUAAUUUUUCAAAACCGUGUGUAUUACAAAGAGUCAUUUGCAAACACAUAUGA